AGUGAAAUUCUUUUAACCCUACCUCUCUUUACCCUUUUUACUGCCCCAUUCCUCCACCUCUCUCAUACACCAUCACUUUUAUACGGUCCCUGUUUCUGCUGUGGGAAUCAAUUUUAGGAAUUCUGUGUAAUGCUUUUCUCUUCCUUCUAGUUUCUCUUAUCGUCAGUUUUCCUUCUGGAAUUUUCACAGGAGAAGAAGUAGAGAUGGAACUGGGCAAUGUAGCGCAGGAACAGUUGCAGAAAGCAGUUUCAUGGGCACCAAUAACGCCCGACAAGUGCGCGUUAGCAACACCAGAAUUUAACUCUAAUUAUGCUGGUUUCAACAAAUUUUCGUCCAUAAGUAGUUCAGACAACAGCCUAAAAAAGGAUGAGGAGGUUUCUGCUGUGAUUGAAGGGAGGAGCAAAGUCCAAAGUGGAAAACUGGAUUGUGAUUCUAGAUCAGCUUCCAUGUUUCCUUCAACUCCUAUCCAGAAGGGUUAUCCCAGGAAGAAACAGGGUGGUCGCUUUGACCUGAAUGACAGACCAAGGAAGAAACGUAGAUUGAAAAAACACACACCAAAAAUCUUUGAUGAAAGCAAACCCAAAAAGACUCCAAAGCCUAAGAUAAAGCCUUCGACUCCAAAACCAGUCAACUUAAAGGCAAGUGCUAGGACAAAGAGUAAACUAAGAAAGGACUGCGACAAAGUCUCAGAUGAUUUAUCAGGAGAUAGUGAUAUGCAAGCACCUAACAGAAAGACUCCAGGAGCUACUCCUGAAUCUGUAGUCCUAAAGGUUUCAACUCCUCAGCAGGAAAUGGAGCACAAUAUUCAUGUAGAUCUUGGGCAUGAUGUGAAGUCAUGCAGACGAGCUCUAGAUUUUAAUUUGGAAAUUGAGAAUGAUGUUAUUUCCGAGAGAGCUGCAGAAGUGAUCAGAGAUCAUGCAACACAUAGUUGCAACAAAUUCUUGACAAAUAGACUGGAUGGUGUUAAUGAGCAAGCAGUUGAAACUGAUAUCAACUGUGCUGCAAAUGUAGACAAGGAGUCACUGAUUCAGAACUUGAUUGUUCUGGCAAAAGAUGAAAGCAGCCAUGUCACACGUGCUAGCCCAUUGAAAGCUAAUUUACACGACGGUUAUGAUAUUAGCACCACUGGCUUAGAACAUAAUUUAGAGGCAGAGUCAACUUCCCAGCCCAACCGAGAAAAUGAAGCUAGUAUCGGCCAAAUUGACCAAAGAGCCUGUCAGCAUCAUAUUCUGAACGUUUAUAAAAGGAGGACCAAAAGUAAAACAGGUAUGAUGUCCUUGCCAGGAAAUGAAGUUGGUAUCUACCAGAAUGACCAUGGAACAACGGACCAAAUUGGUUGUCGGGAUCGUUUUCUGAAAGUUUAUGGAAGGAGGAGAAGAAGAAACAUUGGUACCUUGUCUUUGGCAGGAAAUGAAGCUGAUAUCUACCAGAAUGACCAUGAAGCCCCAGAUCAAAGUGGUUCUCAGCAUCAUUUUCCAAAAUUUUAUAAAAGAAGGACAAGAGGUAACAUUGGUACUAUAUCUUUUAUAGGAGAUGAAGCUGAUCUCUACCGGAAUGACCGAGGAGCUGCGGACCAGACUGGUUGGCAUUUUCCAAUAAUAUGCAAGAAAAGGAGGACAAAAAGGAGAAAAGCACUUGUGUUUUUCAAUUUUUUGAAUGCUAAUCAUGCAGACAAAGGCCAGAAUGCAUUGAAUACUGAUGUGAGGUGCAAAGUGCCUUCCAGUGCAAAGAGGAGGUAUGGAAGAUUUGGUGCAAAGAGAGCUACAAAAAAGCGUUUUAAAAUUGCCAAGAGAGCUAAAAAGAGUUGUUUUAUAAUUGCCAAGAGAGCUACAAGGAGAAGUUCUAGAACUGCCAGUGGUACUAAAAAGAUAUGGUUUUCAACUGUGAACUUGGAGCAGAAUGUAAACUUAAAAUCACAUUUUGUUGGAGAGGUUCUACCUACCGAAUAUCAAAUUAGAGCUGCAAUGGCUGAUCCAGAAUCUUUUGAUUGUGUGUUUGGCUUGUCCCCUAUAGUGAAGUCUCGGAGGAAGAGAUCUAUCCAUCCUAAGAGGACAAAGUCUGCUUAUGGGGAAGAAAACACAGAUCAAGAACCUUUAAGUCUUGCCUUAACUUUGCCUCCACUAGCCAUGUCCAAAAGGAAAAGAUCUAAAAAUAGUGAAAGAGCAACUGCUAUUCUAGAUUCCCUCUGCCUUACAUCAGAAAUAAGUGCAAUUAGAAGGAUUGAACCUUUUAUAGAUAAAUCAGCUUGCCCUGAAAUUCAAGGAUGCCCACAACAUGAAUAUCUGUGGCCUAAAACAGAUAAAUCAGCUCGCAAUGGAAUUCAGGAAUGCCAACAACAUGAAGAUAUAUGGCCUAGAACAGAUAAAUCAGCUUGCAAUGAAAUCCAAGAAUGCCCACCGCAUGAAGAUCUGUGGCGUAGAACAGAUAAAUCAGCUUGCAAUGAAAUUCGAGAAUGCCCACAACAUGAAGAGCUGUGGCCUAGAACAGAUAAAUCAGCUUGCAAUGAAAUUCGAGAACGGCCACAACAUGAAGAUCUGUGGCGUAGAACAGAUAAAUCAGCUUGCAAUGAAAUUCAAGAAUGCCUGCGGCAUGAAAAUCUGUGGACCAGAUCACAGAGCUCAACGGACUUGGAAUCCUUGGUUGCAUCACUUAUUCAGAGGUUAGAGAAUAUAAGAAUCUGCGAUCAGAGAACCUAUAGAAAAAGAAUAGCGAUCAGUAAGAAAAGAACCAGUAAUAAUGCUGGCCAGCUUGUCUUGUGGAAUCCUUUUGGUCCAAUAACUGUUCACAAGGGAAAGUCUAAACCCUUGAGACGAAAACUGCCCAAGGUUGAUAUUGAUACGGAGUCACUGCGAGUGUGGAGACUUCUUAUAGAAAAUGAAGGUGAAAUUGAUGAAGACCUGGAUAAAGAGAAGGAGAUAUGGUGGGAGGAGCAAAGAAAAAUAUUUCAAGGAAGGGCGGCAUCAUUCAUUGCCCGCAUGCGUCUUGUCUUAGGUGAUAGGCGCUUUUCCCAAUGGAAAGGGUCCGUGGUAGACUCUGUGGUUGGCGUUUACCUAACACAAAAUGUGUCAGAUAAUCUUUCAAGCAAUGCUUUCAUGCUUCUUGCUUCAGCAUUCCCACCGCAAAAUAAGCAAGAAAUGACUACCCCGCAAGGACAAGCUUUUAUGAUAGGAGAGGGAAUGCGAGAUUCAUUUGAAAGAGAAGUCUGUGCCAAUCAGAAUGAUCCUGGGUUUGCUGGUUCUUCUCGAAGUGCAAUGAGGUCAAGCUUAGAUGAAUUAUCUUUUGUAGAUGAUAUACAUACAUCAGAAUAUUUGCCUACAUCAUAUAGCCACUUACCUCACGUGGGGGACUGCAUAAAUGAGAGAUUGGAUGGAACUCGAGAGGAAAAAAAUAUAGCUGAGGAUACUUGUAGAAGUCAGGUUACAGUCACUUCUUGCAGCUCAGAAGUGAGAAUCUCCACUGAGAGUGGUCACUGCAUAAAUGAGAGAUUGGAUGGAACUCGAGAGGAUACUUGUGGAAGUCAGGUUACAGUCACUUCUUGCAGCUCAGAAGUGAUAAUCUCCACUAAGUGUGGUGACGGUAUAAAUGAGAGAACGGAUGGAACUCGAGAGGAAAAAAUUAGAGCUGAGGAUACUUGUGGAAGUCAGGUUACAGUCGCUUCAUGCAGCUCAGAAGUGAUAAUCUCCACUAACAGUGGUGACUGCAUAAAUGAGAGAUUGGAUGGAACUCGAGAGGAAAAAAAUAGAUCUGAGGAUACUUGUGGAAGUCAGUUUAUAGCCACUUCUUGCAGUUCAGAAGUGAUAAUCUCUGCUAACAGUGGUGACUGCAUUAAUGAGAGAUUGGAUGGAACUCGAGAGGAUGCUUGUGGAAGUCAGGUUACAGUCACUUCAUGCAGCUCAGAAGUGAUCUCCGCUAACAGUGGUGACUACAUAAAUGAGAGAUCGGAUGGAACUCGAGAGGAGAAAAUUAUAGCUGAGCAUACUUGUGGAAGUCAGGUUACCGCCACUUCUUGCAGUUCAGAAGUGAUAAUCUCCGCUAAGAGUGGUGAUUUAGGAAAUGAAGCGGUCAAUUUGCCCAAGACAAUAUCGAGAAAGAAAGAUGAAUUCCCCAAAGGAGAAAUUGAUUGGGAUAAAUUGAGGAAAACCUAUUCUACUGGUAGAUCCGGUGUUCUUACCGAAAGAAAUAGGGAUUCUGUCAAUUGGGAAGCCGUUAGACAUGCAGAUGUUGAAAAGAUUUUUGAGCCAAUCAAAGGUCGAGGACAGGGUAAUGUUCUUGCUGCAAAGAUCAAGAAUUUUCUUAAUCGAUUGGUUAAACAUCAUGGAAGCAUUGACCUUGAGUGGUUAAGAGAUGUCCCACGAGAUAAAGUGAAAGAAUACUUGUUGAGUAUAGAUGGGAUUGGACCAAAGAGUGUGGAUUGUGUUCGACUUUUGACACUUCGGAAUCUUGCUUUUCCUGUUGACAUAAAUGUUGCUCGAAUAGCAGUACGUCUAGGAUGGGUCCCUUUGCAACCACUACCUGAUGGCAUCCAGAUGCAUCUUCUGGAGAGGUACCCCCUGGAGAGUGACAUACAAAAGUACCUUUGGCCACGUCUUUGCAACCUUGAUCUGCUAACACUAUAUGAACUGCAUUAUCACAUGAUCACAUUUGGAAAGGUUUUCUGUACGAAGAGAAGUCCAAACUGUAAUGCCUGCCCAAUGAGAGCCGACUGCAGACACUUUGCAAGUGCAUUUGCAAGUUCUAGGCUUCGCCUCCCAGGACCACAGCAGAAAGGAGUGGUCACCGUUAAGCAGCCUGUUAGAGUUGAUGAAGUCCCAAACAUGUGUCUGCCGUCACCAGCUUUGUCCCUUUCUAGCAGAAGCUUCUUGGAGUCCAGGUUCCAGACUCAAGAUUGUGAGCCUAUCAUAGAAAUGCCAGCAUCUCCGGAGCACAAAUCUCUAGAAUCACUGGACAUUGAAGACUUUCCUUAUGAGGUGGAGCAUGAGCAGGAGAUACCUACCAUCCGACUCAACACUGAAGAGUUUCGAGAAAAUGUCUUGAACUUUAUCAACAAGUCCAACACUAAAGAGUUUCAAGAAAGUGUGUUGAACAUUGUUGAUGAGAUCAGUACACUGAAUCGAGAUGAAGAAGUGUCAAAAGCCUUGGUUCUUUUGAAUCCAGUGUCUGCUUCACAUCCUGCUCGUAAACUGAAGUAUGAGAGUCGACUAAGGACUGAGCACUUAGUGUAUGAGCUUCCAGAUUCACAUCCUCUUUUGAGUGGGUUUGAGGAACGGGAGCCUGAUGACCCCUGCCCUUACCUUCUUGCCAUCUGCCGAACAGAGGAACUAGAAAGACGUGAUGCAGAGAUAUGCUCAGGCAGUCCAAGUUCCUCCCAAUAUGAUCAGAUAGUUUAUGGAACUAUUUUGAUACCAUGUCGGACGGCGAACAGGGGAAGUUUUCCACUUAAUGGAACGUACUUUCAAGUUAAUGAGGUUUUUGCUGAUCAUGAGUCAAGCAAAAACCCUAUUCCUGUUCCGAGGACGUCAAUAUGGCAUUUGAGACGAAGAACUUUAUUGUGUGGAACUUCAGUUACGACCAUUUUUAAAGGCAUGUCAACAGAACACAUUCAAUAUUGCUUUUGGAGAGGAUAUAUGACUGUGAGAGGAUAUGACAGGGAGCAGAGGGCACCCAGACCCCUCCAUGAUCGGUUCCAUUCAGGAUCAAAAAGUAAAAGAUAGUCAAGUCUGAUGAUUUGCAUUUAGAGGUGGCAAAAUUAUUUGAUAGAUAAAAGGGUAAACUAUUUUGAAAACCUGUACCCAUUUAUCAUUUGUUUAACAUAAUUUUCUUGUGAGAAUCAUGAUCGUCCUUUGAUGGAAAAGGUCAUCCUAGUCGCUCAUAUAGUUGCUAGAAUUGUUUCAUUCUUUUGCUAUUUCUAUUACUUGUCAGGAUUUUCUUGUUGUAGUUAUUCCAAUCAUUGCUUUGAUCAUUUGGUUA
Nicotiana attenuata is the source of this 5967-nucleotide messenger RNA. RefSeq lists its product as uncharacterized. The record is from RefSeq and is a predicted model, not a curated record. NCBI's taxonomy places the organism in Eukaryota, Viridiplantae, Streptophyta, Magnoliopsida, Solanales, Solanaceae. The transcript is spliced from 21 exons. Gene Ontology annotation, molecular function: DNA demethylase activity; DNA N-glycosylase activity; 4 iron, 4 sulfur cluster binding. Bases 204 to 5711 code for a protein of 1835 amino acids. Gene Ontology annotation, biological process: base-excision repair.